UAAUGUUACAGCAGAAAUGUUAUAGUUAAGACUGAGACAGCAGUUAAUAAAAUUUAAUUGCUGCUUUAAGUGGUGCAGUUGAUGCUUCAUUAAAUUGUGUGAAGAUCUCUUUCCCCUCCUUUUGUGCUGGGAUUUAAAAGAACUCUCCUUGUCAAGGCCAUGUCAUGGGUAGUUAGAUUUUAGUAGUUGCAGCCAGAGUCCGCAGUCAAGCAACAGCAGUUAGGAGUCCGCUGAAUCAGGAUACCAGGAGAUCAGAAGACAAACAAGAAAUUGGAACCAGAGUUAAGCCCAGAUCAGGGUACCAGGAGGCCAGAGCCAGGAAACAAACUGGAGGUCCAGAACCACAAGUCAGAUGCCAGGAUUCAAGCCGGGUGAUGGUCAUUGGUACAGAGCUAUCGUUCUGGGAGUUUCUCAGUCAGAGGUGAAGGUAGCGUAUGCAGACUAUGGAGGCACCGAAACUCUACCAUUCUCUAGAGUGCUGCCGAUCACUGCACGUUACUUGAAGCUCCCUUUUCAGAUAAUUAAGUGUUCGCUUGCAGGAAUCAUGGAAUGGUCUCCAUUAGUAAUAGAUUUGCUAAAAACAUUAAUAUUGAAUAAGUGUAUCAUGAUCACAGUGAAAGGGAUCAAUGAGAAUAUUCACGCAGUAUCUGUGGAGAAAUGUUUUCAAAACAGUAGUCUAAGUAUAGUCGACAAAUUUGUAAUGGAAGGUUUAGCCAAAUAUAGCAACGCUGGAAAUCAAAGUAUGCUACACCAAGCCCAUGUAAAGGAGGCUAGUUGCUGUUGCACAGAAUUAAAAAAGCAA
Chelonoidis abingdonii (Abingdon island giant tortoise) is the source of this 802-nucleotide messenger RNA. NCBI's taxonomy places the organism in Eukaryota, Metazoa, Chordata, Testudines, Testudinidae. The record is from RefSeq and is a predicted model, not a curated record.